AUGCCGUCGGCCGACUUUGAACGAUUUUCUAAUAUUAUUGGCGGCCAACUCAGACGUGGGCAACAAGUGCACCAUGGAAUUGACCCGUCUACGCGAAAGCCACUAUGGGACGUGCCAAUAGCAGCGCAGAGUGAUCUCGAUGAGGCCAUUCUGUCAUCCAAGAAUGCCUUCGCGUCAUGGUCGAGGACAUCCUGGGAGAGCCGGCAGGAGAAACUUCUCCAGGCCCGCGACGUCCUAUCGGAGAACAAGGCAAAGAUGGCCGAGUUGCUGACCAAGGAAGUUGGCAAGCCGAUCCAACUCGCCCAUCUUGAAGUUGAGCAUGCCAUCAACUUUCUUGAAUUCAAUGCAAAGCAACCCCCCUUGGAGGAAAAGGUGAUCCAAGAUGAUGACGGCCUAAAGCUCACAAUGGUGCAAAAGCCCAUAGGCAUCGUGGCGGCAAUCUGCCCAUGGAACUUUCCCUUGGUACUAGCCAUGGGCAAGAUCGCCGCAAGUCUGGUCACUGGCAACUGUGUCAUUGUCAAGCCGUCGCCCUUUACUCCCUACUCGGUCCUCAAGUUUGCCGAGCUCGUGCAGCACAUAUUCCCGCCGGGCGUGUUCCAGGCGAUCAAUGGCGGCGACGACCUGGGUCCGCGCCUCUGCACGCACCCAGAUAUUGACAAGAUUAGUUUUACCGGCUCGACGGCCACGGGCAAAAAGAUCAUGAGCGCCUGCGCCGCCACCCUCAAGAACGUCACGCUGGAGCUCGGCGGCAACAACGCGAGCAUUAUUUGCCCAGACGUGGACCCCAAGAUUGUCGCGCCCCAGGUGGCAGUCGGGUCUUUUUUCAACUCGGGCCAGCUCUGCGUCGCCAGCAAGCGCGUAUACGUGCACGAGGAUAUCUACGACGAGUUCCUGGCCGUCAUGGUGGAGACGGUGAAGCAGUGGAAGGUUGAACCUACUUCAGACAUGCAACAAGGUAUCAUGCUGGGGCCGGUGCAGAAUCAGAUGCAAUACGAUAUCGUCCGCAAGUUCUUCCUGGACAGUGCCAGCGGCAACCACAACUUUGUUCUCGGAAGUACGCCGGAAGAGUCUCCAGAGAACUUUAUUGUCAAGCCUGCCAUUGUCAGCAACCCUCCCGACGAGUCUCUGGUCGUCACUGGCGAGGCAUUCGGGCCCAUUGUUCCCGUAAUGAAGUGGAAAGACGAGGACGAAGUUAUUCGACGGGCAAACGACACCCUCACCGGCCUAGGCGGUGCUGUCUGGUCGGAUGACCUCGUUCGCGCUCGUCGCAUCGCCGACCAGAUUGAGGCUGGUACGAUUUGGAUCAAUAGUUUUGAGAAGCCGCUUCCGCAGGCUCAUCUGUCGGGGUAUAAACAGAGUGGCGUGGGUGGUGAAUGGGGUCGCGAAGGUCUCAUGGUGUAUUGUAAACCCCAGGUCGUGCACUGCUACAAGGCACCUGUCGUGGUUCCCAAGUAG
Molecule: messenger RNA, 1455 nt
Organism: Pestalotiopsis fici W106-1
Lineage: Eukaryota; Fungi; Ascomycota; Sordariomycetes; Amphisphaeriales; Sporocadaceae
Exons: 4
Coding region: 1-1455 (484 amino acids)
Molecular function (GO): aldehyde dehydrogenase (NAD+) activity
Source: RefSeq, a predicted model, not a curated record